Molecule: messenger RNA, 2108 nt
Organism: Yamadazyma tenuis ATCC 10573
Lineage: Eukaryota; Fungi; Ascomycota; Pichiomycetes; Serinales; Debaryomycetaceae
Source: RefSeq, a predicted model, not a curated record
GGGGGUAGUUAGAUGCGUUUAAAUCUCGUAGGAGGUUUCUAGAAUGGUCUGAAAGCUUCAGAAUUUGGUCAAUAGAGUACCGGAAUUAUUCCUUAUUAGGUGCGAAAUUCCGCUCGAGACUAUCAAUUCAAAAACUGUGGAACUCUCCUUAAGACAACUAUAUCAAUGUCAAACAGGGUGAUCAACUUCUUCAAAGGGUAUGCCUCCAACUCGCUACACCCAAGAAAAGAACUCGAGGCCGCUUUCAGCAAGGUUUUGCUUGAGACGGACUUCGAUAAAUACGACACCGACCCUGAUAACCAACAUCCUUUAAACUAUGGCACUGAUCCGGGAAAUUUCGACAUUCGACAACAACUCAGUAAGUUUAUGGCAAGAAAGUUCAAUGUACCUGAAGCAGACCCCGACUGUUUCAAUCUCACCAAUGGUGCUUCUUUUGGGAUUGGUAUGGCUUUGAAGAUGGCUACCAACCUAGAAUAUACUAAGAAAGUUUUCGUUGUAUCUCCAUGUUACUUUUUAAUUAACCAUUCGUUUGUGGACGCUGGAUUUUCUGGGAGAAUUGCCUCUAUAAACGAAACCCCAGGAGCCGAGUACGAGAUCGAUAUCGAAGCCCUCGAGAUGCAGUUGCAAAAUAUAGAUAAGGAAAACGGUGAAGACAAAACGGGAGGAAUCUUUCCUGAUCCGCUUGGAAGAGAUGAUAACCGAGUUUAUAGAUCAGUGAUUUAUAUUGUACCUACGUACUCAAAUCCUGGAGGCUUGACAUACUCUUUAAAGACCAGAUUGAAGAUGAUAGAGUUGGCACGGAGGCACAAUAUGCUUAUUAUUUGUGACGAUGUGUAUGAUCUCUUGAAUUAUACAGAUGAUUCUCCAUUACCAAGAUUGGUUCACUUGGAUAGAGAAACAUGCACGGAUGGAUGGGGUCAUGUUGUCUCCAAUGCUUCAACGUCUAAAUUGAUCUCCCCUGGAUUGAGAUUUGGCUGGCAUGAAACUGCAACACCCAAACUAGCCUUUCAGUUCUCACAAGAAGGAAACACCAAGUCUGGAGGAACACCAUCACAGUUGAAUUCUUAUGUUAUCCAUGAGUUGUUGAUUACUGGGACAAUCGAUGAUAUCAUCAACAAUUUCAUCUCUCACUAUAGAGAGAGAUCCAAAGUGUUGAAGGAUUCCAUUAAGAAAUAUCUUCCACCUUCAACAAAAUUCUAUGGAGGGGAUGGGGGAUACUUCAUUUGGGUCACGCUUGACCCCAAGUAUAAUUUGGUGAAGGUAGUUAGCACUUUGGCCAAAGAACACAAUAUUAUAUUGGCUUCCGGAACCAAUUUCGAGGUGGCUGAAAACCACCGAGGAUUGGGAGACAGUGUUCGUUUGUGCUUCAGUUUCUUAACACCACCAGAAAUUGAGUAUGGUAUCAAGACUUUUGGCAGCCUUUUAAAAGAAGAUGAAACAAACUGAGUUGGGUGCAAAAACAACUUGGUUGCGAUUUGUACAAAGGGAAUUAAAUAGCAAAGUGCAAAUAGAAUAAAUGCAUAUUGAUUGGAAUGAUUCCACAUACACAGUCUACAGCUAUACCAUUUCGUCGUUAUCGUUCUAUUCCUACGUAUUUGACUGGUUAUUCUACUUGUUGAUCCUCAGCACUUCCGUCAUCUAUGGACGAUUUGCACCUCCUCGGUUUCACGAGUUUCUGUUUCAAGAUAUUACCUUGAUGAACACUUACAAAACCGAAGCAGAAAGUGCAGUUCCACUUUGGCUCUUGGUGAUCAUCGGCUUUGGUUUGCCCCUAUUACAGUUCAUUUUUUGUUCAAUUUUGGGAAGACAUACGUUCACGUUAACAAGAAGAUUAUGGGAUAUCCACAGUGGAAUGCUUGUGCUUACUGGAAGUCUUGCCUGUCAACUCAUGGUGACAUGUAUUCUUAAAAAUAUAUGUGGCUUGCCAAGACCGGAUCUAUUGUCUCGAUGUGAGCCUGCCGCAAACGCUGUUUUAGAACCCUUCACGUUGGCCAAUGUUAAUGAUUGCACAACAGAUAGUACAGAAUUAUUGUGGGAAGGUUUCAGAUCGUUUCCUAGCGGGCAUCUGUCGACAGUAUUCUGCGGUAUGGUUAUCUCGAGCCUCAAUA